Molecule: messenger RNA, 449 nt
Organism: Mollisia scopiformis
Lineage: Eukaryota; Fungi; Ascomycota; Leotiomycetes; Helotiales; Mollisiaceae
Exons: 1
Coding region: 134-367 (77 amino acids)
Source: RefSeq, a predicted model, not a curated record
UUAGCAGUGAAUCGUGAUGUGAUAUUACUACCUGGUCUAUAAAUAUGCGGACAUGUUCUCUUCCGGAACAUAACUAGGAACAAGACUAUACUUCAAGCUUUAUACCCACUUUACCGUUUAACAUCCCGAUACCAUGGCGCGAAAGGGGACUGCUUUCAUUCCAUCCCAUCUCAUCCCGUCCGUCUUAUGCGCAGAACUCUGUCCAGCACUGAUUUACUCACCUCUCCAUUCCAUUCUCACCCCCUUCAUCCCGCUCCUCAACAGAAAACCGGAAAAGCUUGAAAUGACACCAGAAAAUGCACGAAGAAAAACCUUUCCUUCCACUUACCCAAGUAGCUACCUACGCAGCGGCCCGUCCAUUCGUUAGUCAAUGACCCCUCUAUUUUUUUCGAGUUACACCAGUGGUGGCACUUCGGUUCGGGUCGGGUAGAGACGGCGGGGGUUGUCAA